Molecule: messenger RNA, 1095 nt
Organism: Mucor velutinosus
Lineage: Eukaryota; Fungi; Mucoromycota; Mucoromycetes; Mucorales; Mucoraceae
Exons: 4
Coding region: 1-1095 (364 amino acids)
Biological process (GO): transcription elongation by RNA polymerase II
Cellular component (GO): Cdc73/Paf1 complex
Molecular function (GO): chromatin binding; RNA polymerase II complex binding
Source: RefSeq, a predicted model, not a curated record
AUGGCCACCAAAAAAGCUCGUCAAGAUUACAUUUGUCGUGUGAGAUAUCGCAAUGUGCUGCCACCGGUGCCUUACGCUCCUAAAAUGAUCACCAUCCCUUCGCUUAUCGAACGACAUGUGCCCUAUCAAUCCACAAGUCUAGUCGAACAAACACCUUACUCGCUCACAAUGGAUCAAAGCGCAGCUAUUCCAUUUGAUAAAGCCCUUGUCGAUUAUUUGGAUGCAAUGGAGAGUAACCCAGAAGAAGUAUCGAGACCUAUUGAAGAAGUUGCAGAGGAAGACAAAAUCUUGUUGACAACACCCACCGACGGACAAGGCAACAGUGGCAUGUAUACCAGAAAGCCCAAUGUUACUUGGCUGCGUCGCUCAGAAUACAUUGCGCAAGAGACUCGCGGUGUCUCCAACAGAAAAGAAGGUGUCGAGAGUAAGUUUGCCAUGUCUGGUGCUACUGCAAAGAGACGCAGCUACAACACACUGCAAGAACAGAUUGCAGGCGUUGAAAACACAUUCAAGCAGCCCGACAUCAACACACUGCAACACCCUCAAACGAAAUCAAAGGCCAAAAAGAUCACACCGCUACUACCAGACAUGCAAUGUUGGGAGAAUAUUUACACCAUUGGUCAAUUCAGUGCUGAACCAGCGGAUGAGGCGAGACUGCAAAAGAGACGAUUGAUGAUGGAAGACUUUGACACAUACAAGCGACCUCGACUGUCAGAACUAGACGCCACAGAUCGUGGUAUUCUGAGACCCAUGGUCAAUCCACACGACCCUGAAGACACCUACCUUGUCUGGUUCUUGCCAGACGGUGAAAGCACAAAGCGACUGGUGAAUCAAAAGCAGAACCCCUUGGAAGGACUAUCUGAAGAUGUGCUUACCUACAAUGCUGUGUGUGAUUACGAGUACAAGAAUGACGCAGGAUCCAGCAGCAAAUACAUGCUUAUUUCGAUCCACAACGAUGAUAUGGGAGAGAGAGCCGUAUACUGUCCUAUCCGAAGCAAGAUGGUGGUUCGCAAGAAGAGAGCUCAGAGUGCAAAAUUCAAAUAUCUGGAUGACUAUGAGAAACCCAAUGUUUUGACGGUUACUUACACAAAAUAA